AUGGAAUCCCUUCUUCUCGAGAAGAUGGGAUUACUCUCCAACAAAAUCUCCAGAGAUGAUCUGAAACCAGGAGAUCACAUCUAUUCAUGGCGCAACGCUAUCUACUCCCAUCACGGAAUAUAUAUAGGCGAUGAGAAAGUCAUUCAUUUCACUCGCGGAGGUGGUCUAGAGACAGGAACAGGGACCUUCUUGGACAAUAUCAUCGUUAGCUCAAUCCCGAAUCACGGAGGAGACAAUCCUUGUCCUAACUGUGGAAAGCAAUCAAGUCUCGGUGGUGGUGUGAUCUCUUCUUGCCUCGAUUGCUUUCUCUCUGGUGGAGAUCUCUAUCUCUUCCACUACAGCAUCUCUCCGGCUAUCUUUAUGACCAAACUCCGAGGAGGUACCUGCACAACAGCAACCUCAGAUCCUUCCGAUGAAGUCAUCUCCCGUGCGAAACUCCUCUUGUCGAGGAAUGGCUUUGGUGAGUACCACGCUCUAGAGAACAACUGUGAAGACUUUGCGAUAUACUGCAAAACUAGUUUUGUGGUCGGGAAAAGCUAUGUGUUGGGAAGGAGCGGUCAAGCCAAUUCGGUGAGUGCGGCUGCUUGCGUUGCACGCAUGCUUAGUCCUUGGGCCAGCAAUGCCAUCCGUCUCUUCUCGGACAUUGGUAUAAGAAGUGAUGCUAUUAAACUCCCCGUCGAGAGUCUCCUCGCAAGGGAAAGCUGA
Thlaspi arvense is the source of this 705-nucleotide messenger RNA. The record is from the annotation of a GenBank genome assembly. Lineage: Eukaryota; Viridiplantae; Streptophyta; Magnoliopsida; Brassicales; Brassicaceae.